Molecule: messenger RNA, 705 nt
Organism: Penicillium brasilianum
Lineage: Eukaryota; Fungi; Ascomycota; Eurotiomycetes; Eurotiales; Aspergillaceae
Source: the annotation of a GenBank genome assembly
AUGGACAACGAGGGGCCAUUAUCGUUCCAACUUAGGAAUCGCUGGAGCGCUGCCGAUGACUACGAAUUUGAUUGCGGUCCUCAUGUUGAUGUGAUACAUGUAGCAGCACUUUGGCCGACAGACCAGAUGCUUUCCUUGGAAACUCUCGGCAUCGAGAGUCUUAAAAUGGAGAAACGAGAUUAUCUAUGCCGCGUGCCAAUGAGCACCUUGCUCAGAGCGGAAACAAAGGCAUCGUACUCUACGCGGUCAGCAGAAACUCAGUUACUUUCCGACAUUAAGGCCAUCAGAGAGCAAUCUUCUACGGAAGGUCGACAAGCUAUUAUAUUCAUAGCUUAUGAUCUCGGAGCUAUUGUACUCAAAAAUGCACUUGCUCUUGCAUCCAGGAGCAGAAGAAAAUACAGAGAUAUCUUUCAUGACACCGCAGUCACGAUCUUUUGCGGAUGCCCACAACGGAGCUCCAACUUUGAGAUAUUCCAAAAAGAUCUUUUCAUGUUCUUGCUCGGGAGGCAGACUGAGGAAUGGAGUUUACUGCUCACCUUCUCUACCAUCACGCGUCUGGCCCAAAACAUCGACGCAUCGACCAGCGCAUUCAUCAACUCCAAGCUUACCAUGCGAUCUCGGGUAUUCAGCUUGUACGCGAGGGAAAACGGGCCCGGGAGUAUUCACGCUGUCAAACUCAUUCAAAUUUCUUUAAAUCUGUUCUGA